Paramacrobiotus metropolitanus is the source of this 2378-nucleotide messenger RNA. RefSeq names its product peripherin-2-like. Bases 603 to 2231 code for a protein of 542 amino acids. Gene Ontology annotation, cellular component: membrane. Gene Ontology annotation, biological process: visual perception. Lineage: Eukaryota; Metazoa; Tardigrada; Eutardigrada; Parachela; Macrobiotidae. The transcript is spliced from 6 exons. The record is from RefSeq and is a predicted model, not a curated record.
CGGCAUUGCUGAAUUAAUCUUAAUAUAAUAUUUACAACAUUUAAGCACCCUAUUUACUACAAUAAAAUUAAUUUCGGCACACGAAUAGUGUUUUUGUUAAAUGAAAUCCUUUACAUACUUCUCCCGCGCUUUAAUUACAGGCGGAAGAUAUUAUUAUUAUUAAUAUUUGAUUUAUUAAUCAGACCGCAGCAGGACCAUAUUUUUCCCACUUUGUGCCAGAACCUGGACCUGUGUUAUACCGUUGUUUUAAAUUAUAUUUCCACUAUCUCAUAAAUGGAUACUCGUCUAAUUCGUCUUUACGGUCGCACUUUCACACGCUACGGAAUUAUUGUUUUAGUGAACGUGAACCUCGUUUCGGAGCAUUACAGUUGUGCAAAUUUGGAAACAUUUAUUUUCUGCCUAAACAACCUUUGCUAGAUUUAUCGUUUACUUGGCUCACGUGCUUACUUGGCUUAUAAGUGAUGCUGUUUAUUUCUGCUGCUUGUAGCGAAUUAAGUAACUGACUGCAUUGACUGACCGUCGCAGUUUUAUGCAGAAUCAUAUGAUAGCGUAGGAGUCGCAUUAAUGUUAAUUUAACCGUUUGAUGGGAUCGAAAACCAUGCAUGGCGUUCUGUGUGAUUAAUCUAUCCGAAAAAGGCCGUAAUACCCUGGGUCACGUUGGAACGGCCUUUUCAGCGAUCCUGGUGGCUUUAGGUUUGGUAAUAAUUGCGAUGGCUCUACACAUUCGUUCCCGCAUUCAAACCAAUCUUCAAUUGCUUGACAAUUACAACGGCUCCAGUUUUAUCUAUUACCUAAUUAUUGUUGGAGUAAUCGUUAUCAUAACCCACGGGGUUGGCCUGAAGAUCUUCGCCGAUCUGGGAUUUUACGAAUCACGUUAUCGAUGGGAGAAUCACACUCGUCUGUACGGUCUUAUAAUACUGGUCGUCAAAAUUAUCGUCUUCGUUACUAUAGUUGUUGUUUUCACUCAUCAGUUCACGAUGAAGAAAUAUUUUAAAAAUGGUCUGAAAUCUGCAAUGGGCCGCUAUUCCAAAAGUCCCGAAAUCAAGCGGGCGAUGGACCAACUCCAGAUACAACUGAAAUGCUGUGGAAGUAAUGAGUCAGCCGACUGGUUCACCAUUGCUUGGAUCGAUAAUGCUUACCUCGAUCUGCAGGCAGCCGAAAUCAAGAAAGACCUAAAAGAUGGCGUGUACAAAGCCGAUAAUGUGCCCUUUAGCUGUUGUAAUACCAAUAUCUCGCGUCCAUGCAUUCACCGCAACGUGAAAACUCCUCGAGUCGACUAUAUAUGGCCGAAGGACAGUACACUAUACAACAUGGGCUGCACACCGGCUUUAGCCGAAGAUUUCGGCAGAACCACCCUGAAUGUCACCGGGUACAUAGUGGUCACUACUUAUCUUUUAAUGUGGGUGAUUCUCGUCAUCUUGAAGCUGCUUUCCACGGGAAUCGCUAAUACGUAUCCGUGGGGUGAUCCCGAGGGAGAUGCCCCAACGUGGCUGCUUGAAAUGUGUCCAAUACAGUGGUGUGACAGUGAAACUCCCAAACCGCCGGACGAUACCAACCAGGGCAUUCCUGGCUUAGCGAUUCCGCAUCGUAGGAAAUCGCAGUAUACGAAUGAAGCAUUUGAAGCCGACGAAGAAGACAGCGAGCAAGAGGUGGUGGCCCAUCAGCCACUAUUACGCGACAUAGCGAACGGUAAACCACCUUCCGAUCCGGUACUCAAGCAUCGGCUGACUAAUACGUUUAUGGACGAUGAGCUGCCGGAUAUCGUGUACUCCAACACUGGUCAGCCACAGCAAAGAUCCUUCAACAUGAUUUCGGACAUUGCUGCGAAAAGAGCCCACCGUACGGCGGCGCCGCAAGACGAGAGAGAUACUGGUUCGGUAACGGACGAUGGCGAGACUUCAAUGGAUACCAACGAUACUUCUCGAGCAAAGCGGAAAAAGAACCGAAAGCAGAAAAAGCCGGCAGAGCAUUCACACAAAAGAAAGACCGGCAAACAUGAUAAAGCUAAGAAGAAGAAAAAGGAAAAACACCACAAUGACAGAAGAACAAGCAAAGAGGAAGACGAUACCGAUUACGAUGCCCAAGAUAAUGACAGCGCCGGGAACGAUGGAGAUGGUGGAGAAGACUCCAAAUCAAAGAAAAAGGACAAAACCCGGAAGAAAGAUGGUGCUCAGCAGAAACAUAAAGGUCGAUCCAAGAAAAACCGCUCCCAACGCAGAAAAAAGCGAUAGGAACGCUCGUGUCAAUCCCGAAUAGCUGGCGGUAGUCCCGCAGACUCCCUCUCAUAUCUGAGUAAUACAAUCAGAUUGAAAGAUUUAAUUCCACAGACUACCCAUUUGCGUGGUAUUCUGAAAACCGAAUUUAAUAAUAUCCGAAAA